Messenger RNA from Venturia canescens, 1354 nucleotides. RefSeq lists its product as uncharacterized. Lineage: Eukaryota; Metazoa; Arthropoda; Insecta; Hymenoptera; Ichneumonidae. Gene Ontology annotation, cellular component: plasma membrane. Gene Ontology annotation, biological process: sensory perception of smell; detection of chemical stimulus involved in sensory perception of smell. The transcript has 5 exons. The record is from RefSeq and is a predicted model, not a curated record. Gene Ontology annotation, molecular function: odorant binding; olfactory receptor activity. The coding region runs from base 124 to 1275 and encodes 383 amino acids.
UGGAAGUCACUGUCCUUUAUUUUUCUCCGCUCUUUCAAAAAAGUUUGAAACUUCAACCUAAAUGAGAUAUUAUCAAGUCCGUGGAACUUGGCUCGCCAAUAUUUCUCGAUAAUUCUUCGAGCCAUGGAAAAACAGUUGCAGAGAUACGAGUCAUACGCUCGCGGCGUUAAGGGACUCUUGCAACUGGCUGGAUUAUGGCCGGGCUCCGCUGCCUCAAAGUUAUUCCAAUUGAUAAUCGUUUCUCAUUUCACAUUCAGCGGCAUCACCGUUUGUGGCAUUGCGUAUUUCGUUCUCAGCCACAUUACGAAUCUUGAUCUUAUCACGAAAGGCCUUGGGAUUGCUGUCAGCUUUUGCACCAUCUUACUGAAGGUCACGGUGUUCGUAACGUAUCGGGGUAGUCUGGUCGAGCUGCACGAAACGUUGGAAAAAAAUUUCCGUAAAGACCUAGAAAAUGAGGAAUAUCGAUCAGUGCUGUUAUCACCGAUCGGACAUUUCGACCGACCGACUCAGUGUCUAUCGCUCUCAACGUUAGCAAUCACCAUAAUGUACUUUUUGAAUCCAAUAAUAUCGAUUGCGAUUCAGCUGUCACACGGAGCCGGACUCGCGAAGCAUCGUACGCCCUUUCCAUCAAAAUACCCCUUUCCAGAAAGCAACGCUUUGUACGCGACUCGUUACAUAAUCGAGGUUGGUGCCGUCUACGCGAUCGGUUCUAUAACCGCAGCGACCGAUGCGCUUUUCGGCUUUUACAUCUUUCAAAUAGUCAGCCAACUCCGCGUCCUUGGCUAUCGAAUGAACAAACUAACUGCGGCUGACGAUUACCAAAGAAUCAUCAAAGAGUGCGUCACACAACGCGAGAUCCUCGCUCAGUGCCGUGACAAACUCCAGAAAAUUUAUGGCCCCAUUAUCCUCUGGAUGCUCACGACAAGCGCCAUGGUCAUGUGCACCAACAUCUUCCAAGCCUCACACAUCAGCAUGGACAAAGCUUUUUUGAUUUUCUUUUACAUCGCCAUGAAGCUCCUGCAAACUCUGCUUUAUGGGUGGUUUGGAUUGUGUCUGACGACCGAGUCAGAAGCUUUUCGAGAUUCUAUUUACUGUUGCGGAUGGCCAGGCUGCGGUGACAAAAUAUUUCUGUCCAGUGUCAAAACGAUGUUAUUGUGUGGUUCUCUGGUCCUGAAAGCCUGCCAGUUCUACGUUAUAUCGGUAGACAUGUUCAUAGCGAUAAUGAACACCGCUUUAUCAUACUUUUUCUUGCUGCGGACGCUCGAAGAGAAAUGAGCUUGAUCAGGUGAAGAGCUUGCUGACUAUUUCGUGUCUUGGUUUAUAAGGAAGUAUCAAUAAAAUAAUUGCUCAACUG